UACAGCUCCCGGCGUGCCCGGCGCGCGGCACCUGCCCGCCCCCAGCCGCCGCGCCCGCGGGGUGCAGACGCCGGGGCGAGCGGGGAGGAUGGAGGCCGGGGAGGCAGCGCCGCCGGCGGGGACGGGCGGCCGCGCGGCGGGCGGCUGGGGCAAGUGGGUGCGGCUCAACGUGGGGGGCACGGUGUUCCUGACCACCCGGCAGACGCUGUGCCGGGAGCAGAAAUCCUUCCUCAGCCGCCUGUGCCAGGGGGAAGAGCUGCAGUCGGAUCGGGAUGAGACUGGGGCCUACCUCAUUGACCGUGACCCCACCUACUUUGGGCCCAUCCUGAACUUUCUCCGGCAUGGCAAGCUGGUGCUGGACAAGGACAUGGCUGAGGAGGGGGUCCUGGAGGAAGCAGAAUUCUACAACAUCGGGCCACUCAUCCGCAUCAUCAAAGAUCGGAUGGAGGAGAAGGACUAUCCGGUCACACAGGUCCCCCCCAAGCACGUGUACCGUGUGCUGCAGUGCCAGGAGGAGGAGCUGACACAGAUGGUCUCCACCAUGUCCGACGGCUGGCGCUUUGAGCAGCUGGUGAACAUAGGCUCCUCCUACAACUACGGCAGUGAGGACCAGGCUGAGUUCCUGUGUGUGGUGUCCAAGGAGCUAUACAGCUCCCCACAUGGGCUGAGCUCUGAGUCCAGCCGCAAAACCAAGCCCUGUCAUCUCAGGAGCCCGCUAACCUUUUCUCCCUCCCACCACCACCGCCUCCUCCUCCUCCGCUUCCCGCCGGAGGCCCCGCCUCAUCUCCACCCACCUCUUCUUCCUCCUGGAUCUCAUCUGCACCCUGCCUCUUCCCUCUCUGCCCCUGCCCGGGUUUCCUCUCUGCCUGCUCGCACCUCCCUCCCGGGGCCGCCCCCCCGGGCCCGGCCCCCCGCGCCCCCCGCGCCCCCCGCGCCCUCGCCCCGGGCGCCCCGGCCCCGCCUCCCCGAGCGUCCCGCCCGCCGCCGCCCGCGCCCCCUCGGGCUCCCCCCGCGCCCCGGCCUGGGGAGGGGGGCCCCGGCCGCCUCUGCCCCGGGCCCGCCGGGCGCCCCCCCGCCGCCGCUGCCGCCGCCGCCGCCGCCGCCGGGCCCCGCUGAGGCCGGGCCUCGCCGCCCGCAGCCUGCCCGCUCUCCGCGCCCUCACCUGUCCUCCUUGCAGGUUCCCGUCCGCACCCCUCCGAGCUGAGGCCGCGCUGGCCGUGAGGGCUCCUCCUCGGCCCCUCGCCCGCCCCCAGAGCCGCCACCCCCGGUUUGUAGCUUGGCGGAGCUGGCGGGAGGGCGGAGGCCAGGAGGGGGCGCGCUCCUCCUCCCGGACCGGAGCCCGCCGCUCGGCUGACUCCCCCCUCGCCCGUUUUGGCCUUGGCUGCGAGGCUCCGAGAGGGGAGUCAGGGGGCCCGGCCUCGGUCCCAGCCGCCCGCCUGCACCGGAGCGCCAGAGCCGGGCUGGGGAGGCGGGAGGGGAACCCGGCGGCCCCGCCCCCGCCCCGGGGUGCCCUGUCUGGGUGGAGGGCUGGGGGCGGGAGGGGGGACGACUGCGGCCCUUGGAUUCCCUGGGCCUUUAGGGGGUCAGCCAGAGCCGGCUGAGGAUCGGGGUGUCACGGGAGAAGUCCUGACCGGAUGCCCCCGAGCCCGCGGCUCAGUCUAACCUGCCCGCUGUGUGACCUUGGGCAAGUCACUGUCCCCCUCUGGGCCACAGUUGCCUCUGAAAUGGGGACAGACAGCUGCUGUCUGUGACCUUUGCCUGAGACAGCAGGGACCUGGCCUUGACCCCCCCCCCCCUGGCCAGAGUCUUGGCGACUCCGGCCUCCGGGGCAGCCAUCACCCAGCCCAGGAUGGGGCAUGGGGCUCCCGGAUGGGCGAGCUGGGUCCCCUUCCUGCUCCCCCCCUCGGCUCUGAAUCCACCUUCUCUGGGCCUCAGCCCCCCACCCUCUUCUCAGAAGGGAGCCUGUGACUCACCUACCUCUUUCUCUCUCCCUCUCUUCCCUGCCCCUCCCUCCAUUUCUAUCUCCUCUCUGCCCUCCCCUGGCCUUGCCUCACCCCUCCUCACUGGCCCCGCCCUCUCUUCCCCCUCCCGAUGUUCUGACCACCCCACCCCCACCCCCCUGCCCCUU
Messenger RNA from Nyctereutes procyonoides (raccoon dog), 2128 nucleotides. RefSeq names its product potassium channel tetramerization domain containing 17 (gene KCTD17). Gene Ontology annotation, cellular component: cytoplasm; Cul3-RING ubiquitin ligase complex. The transcript has 6 exons. The coding region runs from base 89 to 1204 and encodes 371 amino acids. The record is from RefSeq and is a predicted model, not a curated record. NCBI's taxonomy places the organism in Eukaryota, Metazoa, Chordata, Mammalia, Carnivora, Canidae. Gene Ontology annotation, biological process: proteasome-mediated ubiquitin-dependent protein catabolic process; protein homooligomerization. Gene Ontology annotation, molecular function: cullin family protein binding.